AGCGGAGGUACCCCUGUGCUAAAGUCCCAUCAUGGACGACUACUCGAUGCAGGGUUUGAUUGCCCUUUCUGUGCUGUUGGGCCCUCUGUUCCGUGUUUUCUUUCCACUGGGUUUUGGAAGAGUAUGCACAUCUAGAAUGAUGAUGCAUUCAAGGACAAUUAAGCCAGGGCCCACGCCUACUGAACAGGCAGAAAUCGAUCGUCGGCAGGCAGAGAAAAAGAAAGAGAAAGCAGACAAAAAAAGACAAAAAGAAGAGGAGAUAAAGAAGAAAGCCCAAAUGGAAGAAGAAAGAUUGAAAAUGGAAAUGAAAGAAAAGUUAGAGCAGCAAUUGAAAAAAGAGUUACAGACUAUUGAAGAAGAAUAAGAGAGUGAUGAAGGAGCCGAAAGGCUGAUCAGACGGCGGGCUGGAAGAGGUGAGAGCAUUCAAAUGGGCGAAGGACUUAAUGUCAAGCCGCUGGAAUGGUAUGACCAAUAUGCAUACUCCAGCGACCGGAUACAGGAAACCGACGAAGAACGGGAUACGUUCAUUGCAAAGUUGGCAUCCAUCGAUGACCAGAAAGAAAAGGACCUUAUGCUCAAAGAAAAACGUGCAGAAUUGCAUAGCAAAAUGUUAGCAGCAAAAAGGCAAGAAUUAGAAGAAAGGAAAAGACUACAAAUUGAAGGAGUAAGGUUGCAGAAAGAGUUGCAAGAGCAGAAAAACAAACAAAUUGCAACCGAAGAAAAGAUUGCCUUGUUGACAGAAACGGUCCUUCAUACAAAGCAAGAGGUCGCGGCUAUAAACAAAACUUUGCAAAAAGUCGAGACCAACCAAUAUGAGUUUGAAGGAAUCUGGAAUACCUUCUUGGAAAAGUCCGCCAAAGACGUCGAUCGACAUGUAAAAUCAUACAUUGAAAAGUUAGACAACCACAUCACCCAGACCUUUACUCCAGCUGUGAUUGAGAGGAUAGUCAAAGGCAGCGGCGGAGGCGGAGGAGAUGGAGAUGGAGACGAAGAUGGGCGUGAUGACAAGAAAGGUAAGCGUGUGCAGCGAGAAGGAGCAGGGCAGAUCAACAAAAUUAAAGUAAAGAUUCCAUGGACAUACACAAGGAAGAAAGACGAAAGUGUAAUGCAUUGGAUUGCAGCAGUCGAAUCCUAUGUCUACGGACAGCGAAUUCCGUAUUGGGACCGAGUGUUAAUGGCAAGUUCAUGUAUGGGAGGAGAUGCCAUGAGUGAUGCAAUCUCCCUGCAAAAGGAAGCAGGUUGCAGUUCCAUGGUAGAGUAUUCCCAACAAACCCGCAUCGAAGACUUUCUCAAAGCCGUCAGAGAACGGUUUGAGGACAAGAACUUAGCCAGGAGAACUGAGAUAUUGAUAUUGAAUCUCCCAGAUAGGAAAUGGAAAAGUACUUCAGCACUUAAGGCAACUAUGGAUGCACUGCUGCGAUGUAAUGAGCAUGGACUGACCCCGGCUCAAAUUCUAAAUAGUUUCGCACGCGCACUACCCAACCCCCUCAGGACUCAGUUGUAUCCCCGCACCAAGGAAGAGGGGAUGAUGACAUACGAGAAGUUCAGCAAGAUCGCAUUAGAUCAUGCGGGCUUCUUGGUUGAAGCAAACUAUUGCCAUUACUGGAAAGAUCUGCAAGCGGGAAAAAAAUGGCAAAACCGCACAAUCUCAGGGUCAAUACAUGGAAAAGACAAUCUCCUUCUGACCUUUGAAGAAGGAGGUGUGGAAACACUUUCUUUGGACCAAGUGGAUUAUGGUCUUGAGGAAGGACCCAACGGUUUGGUAGCUCAGGAGGGGAGCUACGCGGCUGUUGCAGCCCGCGGGGAGGGUGACAAGGACGAGGACGUGGCAGAGGAAGAGGUGGCCGCGGACAUGGUGGAAGAGGACCUGGCACCCAGAGGGGUGGUGGCGAAGGUAGCUACUACGCGGGAGGAAGGGGAAAUGGUCCCUCGGAAGGUGGCCGUGGUUUCAAUUCUACCUGGGGAAGAGGAAGAGGCACCUGAUCCAGGAGACUCUGUGUCCACUGACUUUAUGGACACCAAAGUAAAAAGCAGGAAUGGGAAGACGCAGACACGUACGGGGAAGGGUACCUCGCCCUACACGGCCGAGAAGGAAGCAAAGGCCGCCGCGAUCCUGAAAGAGAGGAGAGAAAAGAAGGAGGCCAAGAAGAAGGCCUUACUUGAGGCGCAGGCGGCGAAGUUGAAGAAGAUUGAGGAGGAGAUGGCUAGAGAGAAGGAGAGGCUGAAGAAAGAAGAAGAAGCAAAGUUAAAGGAAGUGGAAGAGGAAGAAGAAGAAGACGUAGAAGAGGAGCCACUUGAGAGAGGAAGAAGAGGAAACAAAGGGGAGACUGACCCUGGAGAGGAUGAGGAGGCGUUAAUAUAUGUGCCCAGGGACGAGCAGGAGGCGGUCGUGCGAGAGUGGGAAGCUGAAGGAGACCCACUCAAGCGGCAAGUGCUAGAAGAUGAGAAGAGGAUGGAGUGGAAGUUCCGCCUCAGUAGGGAGAGGAAGAGAAGAAUGGAGGCGGCAACAGAGGCGGCGAAAGAGUUGGAAGAGAUCCGGAAGCAGAAGGAUCAGAUGGCGGUCCAAGUAGAUUUAUUGGAGAAGGUAGAGAUCCUGGCCAAGAACGUGGAACGCCUGGCAAAGGUCCAGGAGGAGCAACUUUUAUUUGGGAGAGGCUAGGACAUUGUCGUGCGUUCGAUACGGUCAGGACUUAGGGACUUUGCUCGGAGUUGGCAAUGCAGGUGGGCUCGCAUGUAACAGCCCGCCUCG
Messenger RNA from Chara braunii, 2749 nucleotides. Lineage: Eukaryota; Viridiplantae; Streptophyta; Charophyceae; Charales; Characeae. The record is from the annotation of a GenBank genome assembly.